Naegleria gruberi is the source of this 885-nucleotide messenger RNA. Its product is annotated as enoyl-CoA hydratase-like protein. Gene Ontology annotation, molecular function: delta(3,5)-delta(2,4)-dienoyl-CoA isomerase activity. The coding region runs from base 1 to 885 and encodes 294 amino acids. Lineage: Eukaryota; Heterolobosea; Eutetramitea; Acrasida; Naegleriidae. The record is from RefSeq and is a predicted model, not a curated record. The transcript has a single exon.
AUGUCUUCAAAUCAACAAGGAGUUGAAAAUAAUACCAAGCAAAAUCUCUCAUCGGAACGUUUUGCAGUUAAUAUUUCUAAUCAUGUGGGUACUGUCGUAUUAAAUAGACCAAAGAAGAUGAAUGUGAUGGACAAACCAUUCUUCUCUGAAUUUUAUCAAGCCAUUCAUAGAUUGAAUGAAUCAGAUGAUGUUUAUGUUAUCGUAUUGAAGAGUACACCUGUUGAUCAGUGUCCGCACUUCUCUGCUGGAUUGGAUUUGAAGAGUGUUGCCUCUGAUAUUAUGCCAUCAGCUUCCGAUGAUGAAUCUUCUCCUGCUGUGGCCAAUUUGAAAUUAUCAAAAUUAAUUAAUGAAAUGCAACAAGCUUUUAGAAUUUUGGAAACUUGUAAGAAACCAGUGAUUGCUGCUAUUAAUGGAAUGUGUAUUGGUGGAGCUAUUGAUAUGAUUCUUGCUGCUGAUUUUAGAGUUUGUACAAAGGAUGCUAUUUUCAGUAUUAGAGAAACCGCUGUUGGAAUUACUGCUGAUUUGGGUACUUUGAAUAGAAUUCACAGAGUUGUUGGAAAGGGUUUUGCAAGAGAAAUGGCAUUCACUGCUGCUGAUGUUAAGGCAGAUCGUGCUUAUCAUUUUGGACUUGUCAAUCAAGUAUUCGAUUCUCAAAAGGAAAUGUUUGAAGCUGUUGACAAGAUGGCUAAAACUAUUGCUUCUCACUCUCCUCUCAUUGUUCAAUCUACAAAACAUAUUAUGAAUCAUGCUGAAGAACAUUCAAUUGAGGAUGGAUUGGCCUAUGUCAAACUUUGGAAUAGUGCUUUCUUGAAAUCUGAUGAUUUAACUGAAGCUUUCAUGUCAUUCAUGGAAAAACGUAGACCUAAAUUCAAGAAUAAAUUGUAA